AUUAGUAUUGUUGUUGAUCUCAUUUCGGGGAUCGGAAAGGAAAAGUUUCUUCGAAGUUUGAUCCUCAUCGUCAAAUCGCCAUAAAUUUUUUUGUCAAUCUUUGCUUUUUCAGAAGUUUGGGCUUUCUUUUGUUCAGAUGGUGUUAGUUCUAGCAUUAGGUGAUCUUCACAUCCCUCACAGGGCAGCUGAUCUCCCUGCAAAGUUUAAGUCGAUGCUCGUUCCUGGCAAGAUUCAACAGAUAAUAUGUACUGGAAAUUUAUGCAUUAAGGAGAUCCAUGAUUACUUGAAGAGCCUUUGUCCCGACUUGCACAUUACUCGUGGUGAAUAUGAUGAGGAUGCUCGUUAUCCGGAGACCAAGACUCUUACAAUUGGUCAAUUCAAGCUUGGACUAUGCCAUGGUCACCAGGUUGUUCCAUGGGGUGACCUGGAUUCGUUAGCCAUGCUCCAGAGGCAAUUGGACGUCGACAUUCUUGUGACGGGGCACACACACCAGUUCAAGGCCUACAAGCACGAGGGAGGCGUCGUCAUCAACCCUGGCUCAGCAACCGGUGCCUUCAGCAGCAUCACCUACGAUGUGAAUCCUAGCUUUGUCCUCAUGGACAUUGACGGUCUCCGUGUGGUUGUAUAUGUCUACGAGCUCAUUGACGGAGAAGUUAAGGUUGACAAGAUUGAUUUCAAGAAGUCGACUGCUGCACAAUCCGCUCACUAAAUUUUCUUUGAGCGCAUCUUAAUUUCGUUUUGACUCGAGCGUCUGAUUGGUGAAGUGCAUUUGUAUCUUGGAAACAGAGAGUUUUUUUGGUUGUUUGUUUCACCGAAAAUAGAAACGUUUCCUCAUGAUGUGUGCAUUUAUGCUAGGGGAUUCGAUCGUCAAAUAUACAUGUAGCGCUGUUAACUUUGCGGUGCUGUCUA
This is a messenger RNA of Asparagus officinalis (garden asparagus), 909 nucleotides long. RefSeq names its product vacuolar protein sorting-associated protein 29. Bases 137 to 709 code for a protein of 190 amino acids. NCBI's taxonomy places the organism in Eukaryota, Viridiplantae, Streptophyta, Magnoliopsida, Asparagales, Asparagaceae. The record is from RefSeq and is a predicted model, not a curated record. Gene Ontology annotation, cellular component: retromer complex; endosome. The transcript is spliced from 4 exons. Gene Ontology annotation, biological process: intracellular protein transport; retrograde transport, endosome to Golgi.